UCCUUGUUCACACAAAAUGCUGUCGUCCGUUCUUCUGCGCAAUGCGCGCUCCUUCUCCACUGUGGCCCGCCCCGCUGCUGCCGCUGCUGCCGCCGCCGCCUCUGCCGCUGCCACCAAGGUGCCCACCACCAAGCUCUACAUCAACGGCGAGUUUGUCGAGUCGCAGACCAAGGAGUGGAUUGACGUCCACAACCCCGCCACCCAGGAGGUCGUCACUCGCGUGCCCGUGGCCACCCAGGCCGAGAUGCAGGCUGCCACCGCUGCCGCUGCCGCCGCUUACAAGACUUGGAAGAAGACGUCUCCCAUCCAGCGCCAGGGCAUCAUGCUCAAGCUCCAGCACCUCGUUCGCGCCAACAUGGGCGACAUUGCUCGCUCCAUCACGAUCGAGCAGGGCAAGACCCUUGCUGACGCCGACGGCGACGUUCUUCGCGGCCUCCAGGUUGUCGAGCAUGCCUGCAGCAUUCCCUCGCUGCUGCUCGGUGACACGCUCGGCUCGCUCAGCGCCGAUCUUGACACUUACACCUACCGCGAGCCGAUUGGUGUCUGCGCUGGCAUCACCCCCUUCAACUUCCCUGCCAUGAUCCCGCUGUGGAUGUUCCCGCUCGCCAUUGCCUGCGGCAACACGUACGUGCUCAAGCCCUCCGAGCGCAACCCGACCGCGGCCAUGAAGCUCGUGUCCCUCGCUGCUGAGGCUGGCGUCCCCAAGGGUGUCUUGAACGUCAUCCACGGCUCGAUCGACUCUGUCAACUACAUUUGCGACGCCCCCGAGAUUCGCGCCAUCUCCUUUGUCGGCUCCGACCGCGCUGGUCUCCACAUUUACUCGCGUGGCUCGGCCAACGGCAAGCGCGUCCAGGCCAACAACGGUGCCAAGAACCACGGCAUCAUCAUGCCCGACGCCAACAAGGAGCACACCCUCAACUCGCUCGUCGGCGCCGCUUUCGGUGCUGCCGGCCAACGCUGCAUGGCUCUCUCGACCGCCGUCUUUGUCGGCGAGGCCCGCAAGUGGAUUCCCGAGCUGAUUGAGCGCUCGCGCGAGCUCAAGGUCGGAAGCGGCCUCGACUCGGCCACCCAAGUCGGCCCUCUGAUUUCGCCCCAGGCCAAGAAGCGCGUUCUCUCGCUCAUCCAGUCCGGCGUUGACGAAGGCGCCAAGCUCUUGCUCGACGGACGCGACGUCACCGUCCCCGGCUUUGAGAAGGGCAACUUUGUUGGCCCCACCAUCCUCGCCGAUGUCACUCCCUCGAUGAAGUGCUACAAGGAGGAGAUUUUCGGCCCCGUUCUUGUCUGCCUCUCCGCCGAGACCCUUGACGAUGCCAUCCAAAUCAUCAACAACAACCCUUACGGCAACGGCACUGCCAUUUUCACCAACAAUGGCGCUAUUGCUCGCAAGUUCACCAACGAGGUCGAUGCCGGCCAGAUUGGCAUCAACGUCCCGAUCCCAGUGCCGCUGCCCAUGUUCUCCUUCACUGGCUCUCGCAAGUCCUUCUUCGGCGACCUCAACUUCUACGGCAAGGCCGGUGUCCAGUUCUACACCCAGCUCAAGACCGUCACCUCGCUCUGGAAGGAGACUGACGCGACCACCCGCGCUGCCGCCGUCUCGAUGCCCACCAUGCGUUAAAACAAAAAAAUGAGUGUGUAGCUGUCCCCGUUGAUGUACGCUUGUGCUGGUUUUUGUUCUUCUUUUUUUUCGCAUUAUUACAAUUGAUGAUUUGAGCUCUGGCCGCC
Molecule: messenger RNA, 1722 nt
Organism: Capsaspora owczarzaki ATCC 30864
Lineage: Eukaryota; Filasterea; Ministeriida; Capsasporidae
Product: methylmalonate-semialdehyde dehydrogenase
Exons: 4
Coding region: 17-1615 (532 amino acids)
Biological process (GO): L-valine catabolic process; thymine catabolic process
Cellular component (GO): mitochondrion
Molecular function (GO): methylmalonate-semialdehyde dehydrogenase (acylating, NAD+) activity; malonate-semialdehyde dehydrogenase (acetylating, [NAD(P)+]) activity
Source: RefSeq, a predicted model, not a curated record